CAGGAUCUUAUACUUCACUGUCUAACUAUCUGUCACAGGCUUUUUAAAUGACCCCUUCCUCUCCCGUCAUGUGUGGAUCUCAUACUUGAGCGGUUGCGCUGCGCACGCCUCUGAUGGAUCAUUCUAAUUCAGCCAUCCUCUCUGGGUAGAUGUGGUACCGCACGGCUGAUAGUUGUGGAAAGGGGGUUCGUGCGUGACAGUGUGCUCGUCUCUGACUGAAUAUGCACUCCUAAAACAGAGAGCCAAAGGAAGAAGAAGGAGAAGAAAAGGGAGAAGAAGAGAGAGGCGGGAACGGUUCGUGUCUGGCUAAAAUCAAGGGUUGAAGCAGAGAGCUCAUCAGUGGCGGACAGAUCAGCAUUUUGCGCUCCCUUUGAGGAUUUGAUGGAUAUCUGAUCAGUGGAUGUGAUGCCCAUAUAUAUCAUCGACCGAAAAUUUCCUGACAUAUUUGGUGAGUUGAUACAGCUAGCUGGUGAAAGAGGAGACCUGAGAAUGACAGAGACCAAUACCCCAAAAUCGGCAAAGAAGCCCCGUUGGACCUCUCUGGAAAUCGGCCUCAUUACCAUUGUCUCUUUGCUCUUCAUUGUCAUUGUUGCCCUCAUCAUCCUCUUUGCCACCCAAAAGACUGAUGAAAUCUGCACCACAGCUGACUGCACGCAGUCAGCGUCUCGCCUCAUUGAGAACAUGGAUGCUACUGUGGACCCUUGUGACAACUUCUAUCAAUAUGCCUGUGGAGGAUGGCUGAAAAAGAACAUAAUCCCAGAAACCAGUUCCAGAUACAGCACCUUCGACAUCUUACGGGAUGACCUGGAGGUCAUCCUUAAAGGUGUCCUUGAAGAGACAGUGGAGGGGGAGGCUGCUGCUCUUACCAAGGCUAAGACACUUUACAAGUCCUGCACAAAUGAGACUUUAAUUGAGCUAAGAGGAGGAGGUCCUUUGCUCGACAUGCUGCCAGAUGUCUUUGAGUGGCCCAUGGCUGUGGACAACUGGGAGGAUGACUAUGGGAAAACCUGGAGGUUAGAGGAUGUCAUUGCCAGGUUAAAUGAGAAAUAUGGAACUCAACUCUUGGUUAACUUUUUCGUUGGCACCGACGACAGAGACUCAAAUUCAUAUAUCAUUCAUUUUGACCAGCAAACAAGCCUUGGCCUCUUGUCCCGAGAUUACUACACCUGUGAUGGGCCCUAUGCAGAGGCAUGUCGAGCUUAUGAGCAGUUCAUGAUUGACCUGGCUAAGCUCAUCCGCACUGACCGGGGACUGGAAAUCAAUGAAACCCACAUAAGGGAAGAGGUGACACGAGUUGUGGACUUGGAGAGAGCUAUUGCGAAUGCCACUGACACACCAGAGGAUCGGAACAACCCGGUGUUGCUUUACAACGAGAUGGAAUUGAGGGAGCUGAACAAUAACUUCACACUUGAAAUUGACUCGCAGGCGUUCAACUGGAGUUACUUCACAGCUAAGAUUAUGGACACAGUCAAUAUUAGCAUUCCUGAAACAGAGAAAAUCAUCCUCUACUCCCCCAAUUAUUACAGAAGACUCAACUUUGUACUAGCCAAAUACACUAAAAGGGAUCUUCAAAACUACAUGGUUUGGCGGUUUGUUAUGAACAUGGUAGUGGGGCUGAGCCGAGCUUAUAGAGACACCAGGAAAGCCUUCCGCAAGGCUCUGUCUGGUACAACAUCAGAGGUUGCUGUGUGGCGACAGUGUGCACUGUAUGUCAACAACAACAUGGACAACGCUGUGGGGCGGCUCUAUGUGCAGGAGGCUUUCUCUGAAAAGAGCAAAGAGCUUAUGAAUGAGAUGAUUAAAGAUAUUCGGGAAGUUUUCAUUCGUAACCUUGAUGACCUCACCUGGAUGGAUGCAGUGACCAAAAAAGCAGCUGAAGAAAAGGCUCGAGCUAUUCGUGAACGCAUUGGCUAUUCUGAACACAUCAUGGAUGACAAAUAUCUAAACAAUGAGUACAAAGAUCUGAACUACAGUGCAGAGGAGUACUUUGAAAACAUCCUGCAGAAUCUUGAGUAUGUGCAGAAGAAACGCCUGCGGAAACUGCGAGUCAAAGUCAACAAGGAGGAGUGGGUAACUGGAGCUGCUGUCGUCAACGCCUUCUACUCAUCCAGCAAAAACCAAAUAGUGUUUCCUGCAGGUAUUCUUCAGCCCCCUUUCUUCAGCAAAGGCCAAGCUAAAUCUCUCAACUAUGGUGGCAUCGGUAUGGUAAUCGGUCAUGAGAUUACACAUGGCUUUGAUGACAACGGCCGUAACUACGAUGAGGAUGGGGACCUAAAGGACUGGUGGACACCUAACUCCACUCAAAGAUUCCUGGAGCUUUCCAAGUGCAUUGUUGACCAGUACAGCAACUUUUCCUGGAGCUGUGCUAAAGGACUUAAUUUGAAUGGAAAUAACACCCUCGGGGAGAACAUAGCUGACAAUGGAGGAAUUCGACAGGCAUACCAGGCAUACAAGAACUUUGUGAAGCACAAUGGAGAGGAGCCACCGCUCCCUGGGAUUGACCUCUCACAUGAUCAGCUCUUCUUCCUUAAUUUUGCUCAGGUCUGGUGUGGAACACAUCGACCAGAGCAAGCUGUUAAUUCCAUUAAAAUUGAUGUACACAGUCCAGGAAAAUUCAGGGUACUGGGCUCCCUUCAGAAUUUCCCAGAAUUUGCCAAAGCAUUCAACUGUAACAAAAGCAGCUACAUGGUCCCUGACAAAAUCUGUCGUGUAUGGUGAUCUUAAGACCUUUGGGGUAGGUACUUUGUUCCCUGUCUCGCCCCGUACAGUACCUCUCCCCUCUGACUGCUGGAGCACUCAUGGAGAACUACAAGGAAGUGGAAGCUUCCCUUUGUUUUUCACCGGAUGGACCAUAGCUGAUGAAGGGACACAGCAGUAUACACUUCAUACAAGAUGGCAGCAGACAGUACCCUCAUGGGCAGAAGAAUUACUGUCUCUUAAACUUCAAUACUGUAGUUCAAUAAAUCAGCUCCUGCUCACUGGAUACAAUCCCUUUUUUUUUUCUUUCUGUCACGUUUGCUUAUCAUUUGAGCCUGCCAGUGUUUGUUUGUGGGUGCAUAUGGAAGUGUGUAUCAGUCAAAAUGCUUUACAAGUAGUAGGCAAUAGAGUGGCGGACAGUAAAAUGUGCUCAACCCACUCACACAUUAUUACGCCGUCUACCCACUCACAUACAUGCAACAGGGCCGAACCACUGUAUUGUAUGUGGGACUUAGCUGGAACUCUCACAAACCUCAGCUGUUUUCAGCCUUUGUGUAUUCUGCAAGUGGUUAUGCUCUACAAUUUAGUCAUCUGUUUAUUUUAAUUAAAUUAUCACACAACCAGAAUUUAUUUUUUCUAAUAAAAAACUUAUGUAAUCGUCCCAUAUCACAAAGUUAUGUUCUAAACAAUAUGGUGAUGGCUGUUGACCGGGGUCUGCUGUUUUUGAAUAGAAUAAAGAUUAACCAAAACUGCAUUUUAUUACUUUUUUCUAUGACAAAUGGUCAUUUAUAACUGAGAUGACAAUCUGCAUAUUCUAAACCUUUUUUCAUAAAUUGUUCUGAACCUCCUCUGUUUUUUGUGAAUGUUGUCUACAAUUCUUUGUAUGUAAUUAUCACUGCCUGCUGUUGGCCAAGCUAAUUGGUAUGCCUUAUGAUUGUUAAACCACAACUGUGCAUUUAUGAGAACAAAAAAUCUAAAUAUAUAUUAAAGAAUAGUUUAACUUUUUA
Molecule: messenger RNA, 3704 nt
Organism: Girardinichthys multiradiatus
Lineage: Eukaryota; Metazoa; Chordata; Actinopteri; Cyprinodontiformes; Goodeidae
Product: neprilysin-like
Exons: 23
Coding region: 406-2718 (770 amino acids)
Biological process (GO): protein processing; amyloid-beta clearance
Cellular component (GO): plasma membrane
Molecular function (GO): metalloendopeptidase activity
Source: RefSeq, a predicted model, not a curated record